Messenger RNA from Pseudogymnoascus destructans, 589 nucleotides. RefSeq names its product 40S ribosomal protein S29 (gene RPS29). The coding region runs from base 83 to 253 and encodes 56 amino acids. Lineage: Eukaryota; Fungi; Ascomycota; Leotiomycetes; Thelebolales; Thelebolaceae. Gene Ontology annotation, cellular component: ribosome; cytosolic small ribosomal subunit. Gene Ontology annotation, biological process: translation. The record is from RefSeq and is a predicted model, not a curated record. Gene Ontology annotation, molecular function: zinc ion binding; structural constituent of ribosome. The transcript has 3 exons.
CGAACGCUGCGACAAUCGACCAAUCGACCACCAACACCUCGCCCUUGACAACCCCCCGUUCGUCGUAAAUACCACCGCAAUCAUGUCUCACGAGACUGUCUGGAACUCCCGCCCAAGGACCUACGGCAAGGGCUCGCGCCAGUGCCGCAUCUGCACCCACAAGGCCGGUCUCAUCCGCAAGUACGGCCUCGACAUCUGCCGUCAGUGCUUCAGAGAGAAGGCUGGCGAUAUUGGAUUCGUCAAGCACCGUUAAAUUAUUCCCAUACCGAAGACAAUGGCAAGGACUUGUGAUGCGAGCUUGGAACGGCGGAACUCGAUGAACUAGCACUGGGAUGGAGUUACGGCUUGCUGAAUCGAGGAAGAAUGUUUUGGUUGUUGAGAGCGCCUCAUAUUCGAGCGGGGGAUCGCUGGACUGUUUUCGGUUUGGUGGAUUACACUCGAGAAGGGUUGCUGUCGGUAUCAAUCGGCCAGCAGGUGUUACAACAGUUUGGUGUGGCUGGCUAUGGUUGUGCUCUGGGGUAGUCAGAUUGGAACGUCGGUUUGGCUUCCUCGGCCGCAUAGCUCUCAAUAUCACUUCAUUCAACUUUCC